AUGGCCGACUUUAUUGGAGCGACGCCUGCCUCGCCGCCGUCUUCCACGAUCACAGUCAAUGAGGCGCCCAAGUUCGAAUUGACAUCAUACAUCAGCAACUAUCGAGGAAGAACAGUAUUCAGACGACUGUAUCUCAUAGGCGCAUGCUGUCCCCCGCUGCGCGAAGAGGCGGCCAAACUUGCAAUCCGGGAGGCAAGAAGAGGCUCCGAUCUACACAAUCUCGAAGAAGCCAUCAAGCUACUGCAAACGGUACCCAACUAUCGCGACACCGAGAACCUGCUAGACACGAGCUGGGCGGUCGACGUAGAGAAAAAGAAUGCGAAGGAGACACAGCGGCUAGAGAAUGAGUUGAAGGGCUACAAGAACAACCUCAUCAAAGAGAGCAUACGUGUAGGGAAGAUGGGUAAUGAGGACCUGGGCAUCCACUACCAAGAUCUUGGUGAUCUGAUUAACGCUUCCAAAGCCUUCGGCCGCAUGCGAGACUUCUGCACAACCCCCGCGCACAUCUCACAGACUGCCUUCCAUAUCAUCGAUGUCGCAGUCGAGCAGCGCAAUUGGAUGGCCGUCCAAUCUCAGGUCGUCAAGAUACAAGCUCUACAGAUGAAGCCGGAGGAGUCACGCCACCAACGCAUCGUCACUGCCAUUAAUGGUCUGCAGCGGAUGUGCAAUGGGGAGUACAAGGACGCCGCCUUUCUCUUCCUGAGCUGCGAUCCCGCCAUCAGCGAACUCGGCCAGAUCCUCACAAAGUUCAUGACGCUGAACGACAUCGCAGUCUACGGCGGCCUAUGCGCACUGGCAACCAUGUCCCGCUCCGAGCUACAAGCCAGAGUGCUCGACAACCCUUCAUUCCGCAAUUUCCUCGAACUCGAACCACAUAUCCGCCGAGCCACCAGCUUCUUCGUGGCCUGCAAAUACACCCAAUGUCUCGAAAUCCUCGAAUCAUACCGCAACGACUACCUCCUCGAUCUCUACCUUCAGCCCCACGUCGAUAGACUCUACCGCCGAGUUCGGGAGAAGAGCAUCGUGCAAUACUUUGAGCCUUUCGGCAGUGUCCGUCUGGAGAACAUGGAGAAGGUCUUCGGGGAAGCUGCCGUCAAGACGACCACCAACAACGCCGCCACGACCAAUGGAGUCACACAUAUCUCAAUAACACUACUGGACGAGCUCGUCACUCUGAUCGAAGAAGGAAAGCUGAACGCUCGUCUCGACAUGGAGAAGAAUCUGCUCGUUGUCAGCAAACCAGACGCGCGCGUCGAUACGUAUAAAGAGGCCGAGCGCACACUCGACAACUUCACGAAAGAUGCGUACCUCAAGCUCAUGCGGAUCACUAUGGCUAACGCCGGACUGGAGACCAAAGCGCCGACUCCGAGCAAGAAGAAAGGUGCUUCGGCGCUGGAUUGGGAGGAUGAAAACGGCUGGUCGAUGGACUCGACGAGUGCUAAGGUUGGUGGUGGCUAUGUCUUGGUGGAGGCGGUGGCAGUGGCGGCCUAG
Molecule: messenger RNA, 1491 nt
Organism: Cyphellophora attinorum
Lineage: Eukaryota; Fungi; Ascomycota; Eurotiomycetes; Chaetothyriales; Cyphellophoraceae
Product: COP9 signalosome complex subunit 1
Exons: 4
Coding region: 1-1491 (496 amino acids)
Cellular component (GO): COP9 signalosome
Source: RefSeq, a predicted model, not a curated record